UUGAUGAUUCUGUUUUGUAAUCACUACAUUAAUGUAAUAUUAAAUUAAUCAAACACUGACCAUACUCAUCCACAAAUUUCCAAUUUACCAUAGCAGUUAACCAACCAAUCCAGUUACAGAAUCGAAUGCAAAAGUUUCGCGAUGAUCCAAUCAAAAACCAUCCUAAGUUACGUCACGUCAUGUAUUUUUGAAAGGUCAGGGGUGAAUAUUUGUAAACAAUUAAGGGGUAACAUUUUUAAGCGAUUGCCUUUUUCCGCAAACGCUGUCUUUUUCUCGAAUACAUCUACAAUGGCUGCCUUAUUACCCCCCAGAAGAAAUCCCACCCCAACGAAAAUAUCCAAACAACACUUAACCCCUUUACAGACCUUGUUACAAAUGGGAUUUCCAAAACAUAGAGUUGAAAAAGCAUUGGCAGCCACAGGACAUAGAGGUGUCCAGUUAGCAUCUGACUGGUUGCUAGCUCAUGUAAAUGAUCCCCUGUUAGAUGACAACUCUCCUAGAGAAUAUAUUUUAUAUGCUUGUCCCACUGGUGCUUUUUGUCAACAACUUCAGGCAUUUUGGGAGAAAUCCCUCAGCCUGUGUGGAUGGAAUGGUGCUCAUAAUUUUACUCCACACAUUACUCUAGUCUCUUUCUUUAAGGCACCAGAUGAGGAUGCGCUAACCCUUUCGCAAGGGUUGAAAUCUGUGAUGGAGAGGCAAGGAGCUGUAUUGAAUGAGCCCCUUAAAUUGGAGACCUAUACAUCUCCAAACUUUAUGGGGUUCUUUGUAGCUGAAGAGCAUGCCGAUUACUUGAAGAGGAUAGCAAUGCAAUAUGUUAAAGAAGUGUCUAAUGCAAUUAUUAGCGAUACUUACGAACACUUCGACGCAUUGACGGCUUGUUUCCCUUGGUGCACUACUACUACUGCAAGGUGUAUACCCAGAGGAAGCCGAUCAAUAAGUUUAGAACCACACGUCAAAUCCCUCCAUUUAACUUUAGCCUACCAAUUCCCAAAUUCUCAAUACUCAAAUCUGAAGGCUCUAGUAGACCAACUAGAUCCAGGAGCGUCAGAAAAUUGGGAACUUAGACUGUAUUCCAGAGAUCCUAGGAUUAAUAGUAAACAAAUUAAUAAGGUAGUUCAUGCUUAUACUCCCAUAGAAUCUGAUGAGCUAGAUUUGCGAAUUGGAGAUUACGUUUAUGUAAGUUCUGAAGCUGUUGCUAGUUCUCCAGACGGUUGGGUUGAGGGCACUUCGUGGUUGACGGGCCAAUCGGGCCUUCUUCCUGAAUCCUACACGGAAAGAACUGCCGAAUCCGACGCUUGGACGCUUCAUAAAAAGAUAGCCCUUAACCAACUCGAAUCUUCUGACGAGAAGAGGAAAAACCAGAAAAAGGACAAUAUGAUAGAGGAACCCUCUGCCUUAUUUUCGGAAGUCGUAAAACCUCCGAUUCCGCCAAAAGUUAACGACGGAGACUACGGAGACGAAGGAAAUUUAUACGAAAAUUUAUUAGAAUUAAAAAAAAUGUCUACUAAUGACGCAGAGGCAAAGAGCCGCAGUGUAUUCAUAAUGAGACACGGAGAAAGAAUAGACUUUACAUUUGGCACAUGGACGCCUUACUGCUUUGACGAAUCGGGACAGUACACUAGGAGAGAUCUCAAUAUGCCAAAAAACUUACCUUAUAGAAGUGAAGGUGCUACGGGCUAUUUAAAAGAUUCGCCUAUCACAAACGUUGGAAUUUUACAAGCUACUUUGGUUGGCGAAUCAUUUAAAGAGAACAAUAUAGAAAUAGAAUACGCCUACAGUUCGCCGUCAUUCCGUUGCAUCCAAACCUGUGAUGGUUUUCUAAGAGGGCUGGGUAAGAGGGAUCAAAUCAAGAUCCGCAUUGAGCCCGGUCUGUUUGAGUGGACGGUGUGGUAUAACGAAGGAGUUCCCAAUUGGAUGACGAAGGAGGAAUUGAUCCAAGGUGGUUACAACAUCGAUGAAACCUACAAGCCGUUUGUCGAAGAGAAGGAGCUCAAAGAGUCGAAAGAGAACUGCGAACAGUUCCAUUUGAGAAGCGCCUUCAUUACGAGAAGUGCACUAUCAGCUCAUUCAACGGGCAAUUUCCUCCUAGUCGGACACUCAGCUACUCUAGACACCUGUUCGCACGAGUUGGUAGGCAACAAAUCAAAAUCUGCAAGUGAUAUGAUCAAACUGAUCCAAAAGAUACCGUACUGUGGACUCGUCGAAAUCACGAAUGACAGCGGUGAGUGGAAAAUCGUCGAACCACCUUGCCAGCCGAUAACGCAUUCGAAUAACCAACGGUUCGACUAUAAAUUAUUUUUAGAGUAAUUGUUUUGUGUUGUGUUUUUAAUGUUUUAUUAAUGUUUUGUUGCAAAAGGUAUUCACCCAACAAAUUCUCAACUGUAAACAAUUUUGUACAAUUAAUGCAUGUACAUAUGCGAAAUUUUUAAAAUAAUCUUUUUAGGACUGUAUUAUAGGUGUGGUUCAAAUGAAUUAGGAGUGGUAAUUAUAGUCCAAGAGGCAGCGCUGAAAAAACUCUUUGAAUUUACUAAAGCUAGAUUUUUCACAGUUGAUUACUGUGAUUGUGUAGAGAAACAUACUGCGGUCGGUCAAGCGAAUCGUAGAACAGGGGUUACUGCAGGGCCGGAUUUAAGGGAGGAGAGGCUGGGCAGCUGCCCGGGCCCCACAUUGCGGGGGCCCCCACAAAGCCCCAAACGGAAAAAAAUCAACACAUUCUUCACAAAGAAUAAUUUUUGUCAAUCAAUUAACUGUGAUAUUUCGGUAUAUGGAAGGUUUCACUGCUGUUGAACGGUUUCUCAUAUUUUUGCCAAAUUACGGUCAUCAAGCAGAAAAUAUAAAUUCACUAAUGACAUUCUUGCAAGAACAUGAGAUCAAUCUAAAAAACUGCAGGGGACAGUCCUACGCAGUGUUGCCACAGGUCUUGGACAAAAUUUCGGGAGACUGCUCCUAUUUUUUCUUUUUUUGCUUCUUUUGCUAUCACAUUCCAAAAAAAUUAUACUUCAGGUACCAGUAUUCAAAAAUAAACUACAUCCAUCAUCAUAUAAUGAUCAUUAAUCACCAUUCAUCAUAAAAAUCAUUCAAAGUUCAAAAUCGGUAUACCUUAAAAAAAUGUAUUUUCUCGGCUUUCUAGGUAUUAUAUAGCAAUUUUGUCCAUUUUUUUAAUCCAAAGUAACUCGAGUAGAGCCGUCUAACUAACGCAAUACUAAAUAUCAAGGAUGCUUUAGUUUUUUUAUAAGGAAUUAAUUUAUUUAUAAUAAAAUAAAACUGCAUAUUUUUUCCUGUUAUAGACUUUUUAAAAAAACUUACCACACGUGUACCUAUUAACGUUCAAAAUACAAAUAUUCUUAUUUGAAAGCUGUAUAAUUGUUUAAACAAGUUAAAAAAUUUUGUUAUAAUAAAUAAUAGUUAAAAGUUACUAACAUUUAUAAAUUACUGCAAAAAUAAGGGUUUCUGCAAUUAUCUCCAAUUGUUUAUGUAUUUCAAAUUAGAAACUAUUAAGAUCUAGAAUAUUUAUUUGAAACAUUUUUCUCUAAAAUCUGCAAGGAAUGUUUUAUAGGCAAAACAUGAUUUUUUACGCUUUAUAAUCGUUUAAAAACAAAACAAUGUCGGAUAUUGAAGCAAUUAAGAGCGAGAAAAAUUUGUAAUGUUCUUUAGUUAUGUCGAAAUACCGUAAGUUAAAAAGGUGCAAAAUAAAUUUCUCUUGUUUUAAGAUUUUAAUAUAAAUACUAUUUUUAGUUUGGAAUUAUCUUAUAUAUCAAAAUAAGCCACAAUCCUUCAGUAUUCACUAUUCAGAUCCAGGUUGAUACAUUUUACUCCCAAAAUCAUAGUAUAAAAGGACAAAGGACUGGUCAUAAAAUUGAUAUCGGUAAAUCCGUAUCUGCUGGUUCGCACAUUGUGUCACAAGCUAGUAAAAGCAAUUUAAGAAUUCUUGAAAAUUGACUAAACUCUGUUGCCAAAUCUAUCCGAUAAAAAAAAUUUUCUAAUAAUUUUGAUUUUUCGGUAGAAAAAAAAAUCAGCAGAUUAAUUUAAAAAUUAAGAAUUUUGAUUUUUCGGUAGAAAAAAAGGAGAAUUAGAAGAAAAAUCGGUAGCUGUGGCAUCACUGGUCCUACGACAACUCGUUAGUUAUGAGUGGAAAAUACAAUGGUGUUCUUGGCGAUGUGGAUUCUGUGUGCCGCCCACUCUCUAAAUUUUGUUGUAAAAGCUGCAGCUGAGGGUUGUCCUGCUGCCAUAGCAUUAUUUUUAGCAAAAGUUAAUUAAAAAUCGCCUUCAAUCUAUGAUGGGCCAAGAGCGUUUGAAUCAUCUCUCUAUAAUGAGCAUUGAACACGAUGUCUUAAAGCAGCUAGACAUGUCUGAUAUAAUCAAGGAAUUUUUAAUAAAAAAAUCUCGAAAGUACCCAGACCUUAACUAUACAUUUUACUAUGUUUAUUUUUAAUAUUUUACGGUUGUUAAGAUACAGCUCUUGUAUUUUCUAGUAUUUAAAUAUAUAUUUAUAAAAGUACAUCAACAUUUUUUUUAAUUGCUAAAAGGGAAAACCCUGUAGUGGGCUGUAUACCAUAGUUAUAACAACAAUUUUUUUAAUGGUAGGAGGUAGGGCCCCACACCAAUUCUGCCCAGGGGCCCCCACACCAAUUCUGCCCAGGGCUCCCACUGCCUUAAAUCCGGUUCUGGGUUACUGAGAGGAGGCUAUCAAAGUUGCUUUCCUACGAAGGUAAUUAAAUCCAUUUACUAAAGCUGAAAAUCAG
Molecule: messenger RNA, 4742 nt
Organism: Diabrotica virgifera virgifera (western corn rootworm)
Lineage: Eukaryota; Metazoa; Arthropoda; Insecta; Coleoptera; Chrysomelidae
Gene: Epp
Product: protein UBASH3A homolog
Exons: 10
Coding region: 142-2307 (721 amino acids)
Molecular function (GO): protein binding
Source: RefSeq, a predicted model, not a curated record